AUGUUAUCCAAACAAUUAAGAGGUUUAUCUAUUCUUAGGAAUAAUCGGGCUAGAUGUUCGCUUAUUAAUGGUGUUCGUCAAAUUUCUAGUGGAAAUUCGCCAUUAUCAGCGACCACUUCCGAUCCAAGCGGAGUCCAUACAGCGACUAUUGUUGAGCCACCUGUUGUAGCUCCGCCAUCUGGGUCGACGAUUACUUUAAAGAGUGCUACUAGAGAUGACUCUAAAUUUGGUACUAGGCCAAUCUACUUAGAUGUUCAGGCCACUACCCCCACCGAUCCAAGAGUUCUUGAUAGAAUGUUAGAAUUUUAUACUGGAUUGUAUGGUAACCCACACUCUUCUACUCAUUCAUAUGGGUGGGAAACGGAUAAGGAAGUCGAAAAGGCACGUAAGUAUGUUGCGGAUGUUAUUAAUGCUGAUCCAAAAGAGAUUAUAUUCACUUCGGGUGCUACGGAAUCUAAUAACAUGGCAGUUAAGGGUGUUCCUCGUUUCUAUAAGAAUACCAAGAAGCAUAUUAUUACUACCCAGACCGAACACAAGUGUGUUUUAGAUUCUGCCAGGCAUAUGCAAGAUGAAGGGUUUGAGGUCACAUACUUGCCGGUUAAUGAAGAGGGUUUAAUUAGCUUAGACGACUUGCGUAAAAGUAUUCGUAAAGAUACUUCGUUGGUAUCGAUUAUGGCCGUUAACAAUGAAAUUGGUGUGGUGCAACCUUUGAAGGAAAUUGGUAAGAUCUGUAGAGAGAAUAAAAUUUUCUUCCACACUGAUGCAGCACAAGCUUACGGUAAAAUUGAUAUUGAUGUUAACGAGAUGAAUAUUGAUUUGAUGUCUAUAUCUUCACACAAGAUUUACGGUCCAAAAGGUAUUGGGGCUUGUUAUGUAAGAAGACGUCCAAGAGUUAGAUUAGACCCAAUUGUGACUGGUGGUGGACAAGAAAGAGGUUUAAGAUCUGGUACUUUGGCACCGCCAUUAGUUGCUGGCUUCGGUGAAGCUUCUAGACUUAUGAAAGAAGAAAUGGACUAUGACCAAGCAUAUAUUCAUAGACUCUCUGAGAAAUUGAAGGCAGGCUUAUUAGCAAUUCCAUCUACUCAGUUUAAUGGAUGCUUAUCCAACCCAGAUUAUCAAUACCCGGGUUGUGUUAAUGUCUCAUUUGCCUACAUUGAGGGUGAAUCUUUAUUAAUGGCCUUGAAGGAUAUUGCUUUAUCUUCAGGUUCAGCCUGUACUUCUGCAUCAUUGGAACCAUCUUAUGUCUUACAUGCAUUGGGUGCAGAUGAUGCCUUAGCACAUUCUUCUAUUAGAUUUGGUAUUGGUAGAUUCACAACAGAAGCUGAGGUCGACUAUGUUAUCAAGGCUAUUACUGAGAGAGUAGAAUUUUUAAGAAAAAUGUCUCCAUUGUGGGAAAUGGUUCAAGAAGGGAUUGAUUUAAAUUCCAUUGAAUGGAGUGGUCAUUGA
Messenger RNA from Debaryomyces hansenii CBS767, 1446 nucleotides. RefSeq names its product Spl1p (gene SPL1). Gene Ontology annotation, cellular component: cytosol; nucleus; mitochondrion. Bases 1 to 1446 code for a protein of 481 amino acids. Gene Ontology annotation, molecular function: cysteine desulfurase activity; pyridoxal phosphate binding. The transcript is spliced from 2 exons. The record is from RefSeq and is a predicted model, not a curated record. Lineage: Eukaryota; Fungi; Ascomycota; Pichiomycetes; Serinales; Debaryomycetaceae. Gene Ontology annotation, biological process: [2Fe-2S] cluster assembly.